Molecule: messenger RNA, 1002 nt
Organism: Bufo gargarizans (Asiatic toad)
Lineage: Eukaryota; Metazoa; Chordata; Amphibia; Anura; Bufonidae
Exons: 3
Coding region: 1-1002 (333 amino acids)
Biological process (GO): regulation of transcription by RNA polymerase II
Cellular component (GO): transcription regulator complex; nucleus
Source: RefSeq, a predicted model, not a curated record
AUGCCAAGGUGGAAUGUUGACAAACUAAUCUGUCUGGUGCAGGAGAGGCCAGAAUUGUGGGACACACGGUCCCGGAAUUACCAGGACCGUGUCCGCAAAGAUGCUGCGUGGGAGCAGGUGGCCCGUCACAUGAGGCGUGACGAAUGGGCCAAAGCAGAUGGCCGUGGCUGUGCAUCUUUAGUCAAGCAAACUAAAACGCGCUGGAACAGCUGCAGGGACCAGUUUCGGCGUGAACUCAAUUCACAGGGCCGGAGUGGAGAAGGUGGUUCCAAGAAACGGCCAUAUCUGUACACCCAGCAGUUAAUGUUUCUUCGCCCGGUCAUGGAUUUGAGGCCUACUGUGGACAGUCUGGAACAGGCCGAAGACUCAGAGGAGGCAUUGAGUGGUGAAAUUUUGCCUGUAUUUUCGCCCGCCACCAGCCCUGCACCAACGCCUGCUCUGGAGCCGGACGAGCCAUCCCAGGCUGAGGCCUCCAGAUCACCCCGCAGUCCUUCCCCUUUACCACAGCCACAGCCCAGGAGACGCCGCAAUGUCCCUCAAACUUCCUCUGGGCAAGAAACUCGUGAGGCUAUAGAUGCCCAAGUUAUAGAAUUCCUUGCCCAGAGGAGGAGUGACGGCAUUGAGGGGUCUACGCUGAGGGGCCUAGGAAAUAUUUUCCGGCAAGUUCCUUUGGCCAAACAACCCGAAUGCGUGACAGCACUGGCUAUGGUAAUCCAUAUGUACUCAUCGAAUUAUGAAGGAGACCUCUUGACAGAACUUAAUGAGCUCCGGCGGAGAGUCUUAAAUCUUGCUCCUCAAGUUCGUGACCCAGGCUACUACCAGCCUCCGAUGCAACAGCCUGGCCCAUCAUUCCCACAGCAACCGACCUACCAGCGGUUCCAAGGGCCAACAACAUCCAGUAGUCAAACUAGGAUGGCAACUCGGGCCAGUGAUCCUGGCUAUGUGCGGCCACAAGCUGAUUUUGAUCCUGGGCCAUUUACCAGAGAACUGUUUGAUCUGUAA